AUGAAGAGGACUGAGGAAGACUACAGGCGACACAUGGUGCCAUUCAAAGAAUCUCCUAUAAAAACCCGCUCAUCAGAUGUCCGUCAAACGCAUCGUCGAGGUCUCAUCGAUCGCACGCCUCCUCGAGACGACAAAGAGAAGUCCAGUCCAGACCAGACCAUCGCUAUGCCAUCAGCGCACUGCAUCAUUUUAGUGUUGGCUCUCCUCGCCGAGGGCAACACAUUGGCGGUGGGGCAGAGCAAGCUGGACGAGGGCAGGAGCGAGGGUGAUGCCCUGAGCCUGUUGCUAGGAGACGAGGCGGCGGAUGACCUCAUGACCCCGAGGAGGCUCUCUAUGCAGGACAACCGUUUGGGGGACGAAGACGGGGCCACCAGGAUCAUCAUCCUCUCUGAUAGUGGCCCAGGAGGGUUCAGCUCCCGUUCCCACCAGCUGGGCCGCGCUUUGCCUCUACUGGCCUCUCGGAGGAUGGACCAGACCCCGGUCGACUGGGCAACCCAGGAGGGACACUCCGAACCGGACGACAACCUGUCCAUUCGCCGCAGAGACCUGGACGUGCUGAGAUGCAUGAUCGGAAGAGUGUACAGGCCCUGCUGGCAAGCCUGAGGAAUCCACCAGCAUUCCAUCGGAGAACCAUGAAGAACUGAUGGGGCCAAGUGUGUGUGUGUGUGUGUGUAUGCACAAGUGUGUGUGUGUGUGUGUGUGUAUGCACAAGUGUGUGUGUGUAUGUGUGUGAGAGAGAGCCCCAAAAAUACUUCUCUUAUUGUCUUGUGAACCUCCUGACAUGAUAUAGUAUGUGAUGCUUAUAUGAAGUAAAAAAACCAAGAGCACCUAUUAAAACGGAAACAAUGCAUGUGUAAAAACAAAAAUAAAACUUUAUUUAA
This is a messenger RNA of Sardina pilchardus (European sardine), 881 nucleotides long. It is a transcript of the gene pmch, whose product is annotated as pro-melanin-concentrating hormone. The record is from RefSeq and is a predicted model, not a curated record. NCBI's taxonomy places the organism in Eukaryota, Metazoa, Chordata, Actinopteri, Clupeiformes, Clupeidae. The coding region runs from base 1 to 603 and encodes 200 amino acids. Gene Ontology annotation, molecular function: type 1 melanin-concentrating hormone receptor binding; melanin-concentrating hormone activity. The transcript has 3 exons. Gene Ontology annotation, biological process: chemical synaptic transmission; behavior.